Caenorhabditis remanei is the source of this 483-nucleotide messenger RNA. RefSeq lists its product as uncharacterized. The coding region runs from base 1 to 483 and encodes 160 amino acids. The transcript is spliced from 3 exons. The record is from RefSeq and is a predicted model, not a curated record. Lineage: Eukaryota; Metazoa; Nematoda; Chromadorea; Rhabditida; Rhabditidae.
AUGAACGGUGACAAGAACGAGGGUAAAGCGCUUCCUCGUAAGCGUAGAGAAUACAGCGAUGACAUGGAGCCAGUUGGAACUGGACCAAUCGUUGUGAUCAACCAGUCACGCAAGAUGUCUAUCUAUGGACCAAAUUUCAACUGCGGACCAAUUCAACUUCGCAAGCAACGACUUUUGGAAAAGAUGAAGAAGGAAGCUGAGAAAGCAAUGAGUGAGAAAAUGCAGCAAUUGGCGGAUCAGGAAAAACAACAGAAGCUUCUUGAAGAGCAGAAGAAAGCCCAACAGGCUCAAAUUGAGAAAUUCAACGAUGAGAAUAAGAACAGAAUGGCCUUGAGCCUCGACAGUAACAACCAGCAGUAUCAGUACCAAGAGUAUCAGAACUACCAACAAUAUCAAGAGUUCUACCAAUAUCCAAUGGUCGAACAAUACCCACCAGUCGAGCAAUACCAACACUACGACAAUCUCUAUGCCAACAAAUUCUAA